AUGCCACUGGUGAACAAGAAGCGUAGCUUGGAGAAUUUGCAGCGCGCACUGCGGGAGGAGGCAGCGUGGAAGGACUCGAACCGGUUUGCGCAGUUUGUGGCCAACGUGGUGGGCGGCAUUGUUGUGGUGCUUGGUCUGGGUAGCAAAUUAGCUGUCGUACUGUUUGCACGGCUUGCCGACGCCCCAGCGCAUCUCGACGAGUAUGUGCAAUACUGUAGGGGUGUUGUGGUGGUUCUUGGGAACGACGCGUUGGCAGAGUUUCGGAUGGUGGUUCAAAGUCUCCGAUACAUUAAACUCGAGAACUUGUCGGACCCGCAGGUAGUCGCGCGACCAUUGGUAGGGGCGGCUAUUGUCAGUACUGUCGUGCUGCUCGUGUACAAAUACAAGCGGGUGGGGUGGUUCUGCGGUCUGCAAGUGGUGAUUAUCUUGCAAUGGAUUGUUGCACUGUAUCAGAUGGCACGCAUUGUGCUCUCGCUUUCGUUGUAUGUCACUGUGAAAGUAGUGAAGCAGCUUCUCUUGGUAGCGAGAGGCGUGUUUGUGGGGCUCUUUUGCGUGCGUGACAAACAAGCUGAGAGGUUGCGUCGACUCAUGAAGACGACUAAAAGCUACCAGGAGUGGAAGCAAAUGGCACAAUAUCUGGACGUACUGGAAGGUAAAGAUGACUGGAAGACUACAAUUCGGGCUCAAGACACGGAACAUUGCGACUUCAUGCAGAUGCGAUGCAACGUUGACACGUUGACACGUACGCUUGACGGUGGAGACAAGAUCAAUGUAAAGGAGCUAUGCUAUGUCGUGGCUUCGGUGGUUAUGCGCAAUGAAUUGGGUGUCGAUUCACCUAGUCUGCAUCUGGAAUGUAACUCUGGUACUAAGACGGCGAUAACGAGAUAUAAUGCGUUAGUGAUCCGCGCAUUGGAUACGCUUGCGGAAAUGAGUGACGAGAAGUUUCCUCAUGCGGAAAAACUUCGGUACUUUCAGCGGAUGAAGCAAUCGUUCGGGUCGACGGCAUUGUGUUUGAGCGGUGGCGGAUCUAUUGCAAUGUAUCACAUGGGGGUUAUACGCACGCUGCUUGAGGCAAAUGUACUACCGAAUGUCAUUUCAGGCUCCUCAGGUGGCUCUAUCAUUGCGGCCUUUACUGCGUGCAGGACAAAUGAAGAACUCUUGAAUGAAGUCUUGGUCAGCGAUAUCUCGACGCGUUAUUUCCCAUUUGGAAUCCGCUGGUUCCCACCGCUUCUUGAGCAGCUCGCGCAUUGCGUAAAGACUGGCUUCCUCGUGGCUUCAUCCGACUUCGAGCGCACGACAGAGCACUACUACAGUGAGCCCAUGAAUGCCGAAGAGAAGACUAUGUGCUACACGUUUCAGGACGCUUUCCUGAAGACAGGUCGCCAUGUGUGUAUUACAGUUUCAGCGUCCGAUAUCACGGGUCACAAAGGUCCAAAGAAGCUGUUGUUGAGUCAUAUCAACACGCCGCACGUACUUCUUUGGAGUGCCGUUGCGGUGUCUUGCUCUUUACCUGGCAUUAUGAAAGGAAAACAACUUAUGGCACGAGAUUUUCAAGGAGAUAUCGUUCCGUACGCGUCCCUGAGCAAGGAGUGGGUGGAUGGUAGCAUUCAGCACGACUUGCCCAUGGAGACGAUGGCCAGCGGCUUUGAUGUGACCAAUUUCAUCGUUUCUCAAGUGAAUCCUCACGUCGUACCGUUCGUCAGUGACGAGAUCGACAAACCGAGCAACAACAAGAGCAUCUUUUACAAGCUCGAAAGCGUUAUUGCUGGCGAUGUGCGUCAUCGACUCAAGAUGUUGGCGUUCCUAGGCCUCUUUCCGAAAAUCUACGGGCACCAGUUCAGUUCAUACUUUCAGCAGAACUUUUCAGGAAACGUGACAAUUAUUCCAGACUUUCGUUUCCUCGAAUCGAUCGGCAUCAAAGCCAUUCUGAAUCCCACCAUGCAGGACAUGAUACAUUACAUCAAAGAAAAUGGCCGGUGCCUCUGCAAACUCGUACAAGUGGCUGCAUUAAGUGCCACAGAGACUGCAGAAGACGUAGAGAAAACGACAAAGAAGAGCACUGCAGCAGUGCUCAAUAAAGCUGCAUGUAAGUAA
This is a messenger RNA of Peronospora farinosa, 2094 nucleotides long. NCBI's taxonomy places the organism in Eukaryota, Oomycota, Peronosporomycetes, Peronosporales, Peronosporaceae. The record is from the annotation of a GenBank genome assembly.